Messenger RNA from Bursaphelenchus xylophilus (pine wood nematode), 1174 nucleotides. The record is from the annotation of a GenBank genome assembly. NCBI's taxonomy places the organism in Eukaryota, Metazoa, Nematoda, Chromadorea, Rhabditida, Aphelenchoididae.
AUGUCCAGUCUUGAGUCUCUAAAGAAAUAUUCCAUCGUUGUCGCGGAUACCGGUGACUAUCAGGGUAAGGUUUAGACCUGCUGUGAAUAAAAUGGUGUCUUUUUAAUACAUUUGUUUGAAUAGUUGGGUAGCGUGAUGAUAAAAAUGUAGUUUAUAACUAUAGCGAUCAAGGAGUUCCAACCGACUGAUGCAACUACCAACCCAAGUUUGAUCUUGGCCGCCUCCAAAGUUGAUUCUUACAAACCAUUAAUCCAAAAGGCUGUUCAGUACGCCAAAGAGAAAGCUUCAGGGAAGUCCAAAGAAGAGAUCAGAGCCUUAGCCGUUGAUAAACUGUUUGUUUUAUUCGGAAAGGAAAUCCUCCAGAUCAUUCCUGGCCGAGUCUCCACGGAAGUCGAUGCCAGGUGGGUUCAAAAGUCAAGUAUAAUAUUGUUAAAGACUUUCUUUCGACAAGGAAGCCUCGGUUAGUAAAGCCUUGUCCUUGAUCAAACUGUAUGAAGAGGAAGGAAUCAAAAAGGAAAGAAUCCUGAUCAAAUUGGCAUCGACUUGGGAGGGAAUUGAAGCCGCGCGGGAAUUGGAAUCCAAGCAUGGCAUCCACUGUAAUAUGACUCUUCUCUUCAAUUAUGAACAAGCCAUUGCGUGUGCUCAAGCCAAUGUCACCCUGAUCUCUCCAUUCGUCGGCCGUAUUUAUGAUUGGUAUGUUAAGAGUACUGGAAAGAAAGAUUACACAAGAUCGGAUGACCCAGGAGUCGAGAGUGUAACCAAGAUCUACCAUUACUACAAGAAGUUUGGACACAAGACCCAAGUUAUGGCUGCUUCCUUCAGAAAUACUGAGGAGAUCAAGGGAUUAACAGGGUGUGAUUUGUUGACUAUCAGCCCGGCUCUAUUGGGACAAUUGGCGAAGGAUUCCGAAAUUCUUGAACCGGUUCUGACUGCAGAGAAAGGUAAGACCAAAGCAGGGCCGUGCGAUGGAUGCUCUUUUUUAUGUUAUACAUCCGUUCUAAACCAUUUGAUUUCAGCCAAGAAAGCCAACCUCAAUGAAGUUAAGGUCACCGAGCAAGUCUUCCGUUUCCAACUGAAUGAGGACGCCAUGGCCACAGAAAAGUUGGCCGAGGGAAUUCGAAAAUUCGCUGCGGACGCCAUUAUUCUUGAGAAACUGAUCGAUGACCAGCUCUAG